AUGGCUCUCUGCCGCUCGCGGCUCGAUCGCGUGCAGCGUGACGCAAAAUACCGACAGACAGUCGCUGUUGUAAUAAAUUGGACGGACGUGUUGAGUGCAGCUCUAUUCCGGGCAGAUGGUGAGGCAACUCCAGUGCUGCUGAUACAGCUGGAACACAUGACAUGCAAGUAA
This is a messenger RNA of Peronospora matthiolae, 171 nucleotides long. The record is from the annotation of a GenBank genome assembly. NCBI's taxonomy places the organism in Eukaryota, Oomycota, Peronosporomycetes, Peronosporales, Peronosporaceae.